Molecule: messenger RNA, 3057 nt
Organism: Mytilus californianus (California mussel)
Lineage: Eukaryota; Metazoa; Mollusca; Bivalvia; Mytilida; Mytilidae
Exons: 14
Coding region: 7-2613 (868 amino acids)
Biological process (GO): axon guidance
Cellular component (GO): neuron projection
Molecular function (GO): transmembrane-ephrin receptor activity; protein binding
Source: RefSeq, a predicted model, not a curated record
AAAACCAUGAUUACGAUUUGCAUAGGUAUUUUGACUUCACUGCUGAUGGUUAUAAUGCAGACAUCGUCUUUUUACACUGAUAUACCUUCAGCAUACAAUUUAGAAGUUAUAAAAGAGGGUCGACGUUUGAAGCUAACAUGGUCAAAGCCUGAAAUGUCAGAAGAUAUAAAAGGAUACCGAAUUUAUUGUAAAUCUAAAUCAACGUGUGAAGAAAAAACAUUUCCAGUUGAGGGUGCUGACAACUUAUGUUUCUACCUAACAAAAGAUAUGAUAAAGUUUGUACCAUGUAACACUUACAGAUUUAAGAUAUCAGCUUGCUUAGAUGAAUCAAGGGAAAGCAAAAAAAGUAAAGAAGCAAAAUUUGAAACAGGAAUCACAUUAAAGCCGCAGGAUUUUAAGUCACAUGUUGCUAAUGGAACUGUUGUAUUGGUAUGGGCAAGUCCACCUGAAACUGUGUUCCCAGUAGAAGGAUACACAUUAGAACAAAAAACAGAGGACGAUUGUAAAACGCACCACCUCUCAUCAGACACGUUAAGUGUUACUGUUCAAGACUUGCAGCAUACAGUGUAUCAUUUUAAAAUUUACGCUUCUAGUAACAAAGUGCUAAGCGAGCCUGUGGAACGUAUAUUUUCAGCAGAACAUGCAUAUAUCGUUGAAAUGGUUUUAAGCAUUACUGAAAGAGAGCAUGGAAAAGAAGUAACUGGAAAAGUCGGUAAAAUUAUCGAGAAAAUUUUUAGUGAUGGAUGCAAUAAUAUACCAGGGAAUCAGAGGAUCAUAUAUAGCAGAAUACGUGAUGGCUCUUUGCUUGUGGAUCUCACAUUUAUAUCUGAAGGAUUCUACGAAGAGCAAUAUUUUACUAAAAUAUUAAAAAGUACUUUUAAAAGUAUAAGAAUCGGAAAUAGAAAAUUUGUUCUUGAGGACUUCUCAUUACAAGGACUUAACAAUCCAGCACCACCGCAAUCUGUACACGCAUCAAAUGAUGACAACGUUGUUACCGUCUCCUGGAAUGAACCUUUGACGACAUUGUUUAAAACCGAUCACUUUAGCAUACACGUUCAGAAGGUGGACAAAAAUAAAUUGACAUUCGAGGAGUCUGACGAAGACGUCCCUUCGAAUCAGCUGUCUUACACAAUCUCUGAUGUUUUACCAAAUACUUCACUUAACUUCACGAUUUUUACAUGUAUAUGUCACUCAAUCAGAAGCUUACCAAGUGAGAUAGUUAGGACUUACGUUAAAGGUCCUACACCACCUGUAAAUGUAAAGGCCACGAUUAAAGGAUCAACCAUAGAAAUAUCCUGGACGAAACCUCUUAGGCCUGUAUUGAAAUUUGUGGAAUAUUUUGAAAUUAAGAUUGUUGAAAAUGAAAAUAUAUCAUACGAUUCAGUAAGAAGUGAUUGUUACGAAUAUGAAUUAAUUAACUGUAAGCCAUUAACGAAAUACAGAUUUGAAAUUUCUACAUACACAAUGAAUGAUCAUAAAAGCGAACCUAGUGACAGCAUAGAAAUCCAAACCACAGAAUGCAUAACAGUUCAAAGCCAAGCACACGAGAAACCAAGUAAAGGCAAUGAUUAUAUACCUCCUUCGUCGCAAGGACUGACCACCGAUCAGUUUACUACCUCAAAAGAACUGACUAGCGCCCAGGUGCCUGUUUCGCCCACAGACCUGAAAAGUCCAUCAAGACUACCAGAUGUUAUAGAUAGAAGAGACAUACCCAGUUUCUCAGGACAACAAGAUGUUAUAGAUAGAAGAGACAAACCGAGUUCCUCAGAACGACAAGAUGUUAUAGAUAGAAGAAGAAUACACAGGUUAUCAGAACAUCAAGAUUGCAUUGAUCUAUUUUUUGACUGUGUCAUUAUAAAUGACAUGAUAGUUCUUACCAGUUAUAGUAACUGUGAACUACUUAUUCGAUAUACUGAUGGACGUGGCAACCGAAAAAUCCGUUUAUCUGGUAAACCAAGAUGUAUGUCAAUAAUUAACGAUGACCAUAUCGCUGUCUUUUACAUUAAACCUGUCGCAUUGGAAGAUGGGCAGAUAGGAAACAUAGAAAUAAUUGACAUCAAUAAAGGCCUAGAAAACACCAUAGCAGAUGUGUGGGAAGUUGGAUGCAUGACUUGUCAGGACGGGCUGCUAUUUGUUGUUAUUGAUGGACGGAAGAUAACUGCAAUGAAUCUGUCAGGUAUAAUUGUAAGAUCGUUUUCGUGUCCUUCGGGAGAUACCAGUAAUAUUUCAUCUAAUGAAACGAAGCUAUUCCUUACUGCCUCUGCCAAAAAUGUCUUAUACUGCUGUGAUUUGUUCGGAUCAGUCCUGUGGGAGUUUAAAGAUGACAGCCUGAGAAUUCCAUCGAGUAUUACAGUAGAUCCAGAUCACAACGUGUACGUAACAGGUGAUCGUUCAAAAAAUGUCAUUAUAGUAUCGACCGAUGGAAAGUAUCAUAAUGAUAUCCUCCUAAAAGACUGUCAGGUCACCUUUCCGAUUAUCAUACGUUAUGAUACAAAAAGAAACCAUCUGUUAGCGUACAAUUGUGUUAUCGGCGAGGCUUUUCUCUUUGGUGUAAAACCUUCAUUUACAGAAAACUGUGAUGUGAAUUUGGUGAAAACAAUAAAACUUGUAUAGACCGUAAAUGGUAUAUUCUCUCAUUGGUUUCGUCAAAAAAAAAUAAUAAUGCAAAUGAUUAGAUAACAUAGAAAAAAAUCACUAUAUACCCACUGUCCAUGUGUAGAAUUUUGAAUUAUUUUCUUUCAAAACUGAAGAAACAAACAUUAUUUGAAUUUUCUCUAAAUGGAUAUUGUCAGUAUAUAUGGAAAAGAGUAUGAAUCACCCAGAUGUAAAAUGAAAAAUAGAGCAAGAUAAACGAUAUCAAAACUAAUAAUUAAGGAUGAAAUGUACUAAACAUACGUUGCGGUAUUUGUAGUGAUGACAGCAAUAUUAAGUAGGCGGAUAGUGAUGGCUUGACAUCCGUGAAAAAUAGCAUGGCAAGAUUUUACACAAACAUACAGUUUAGAAAAUACUUGAAAAAACAACUGAUGUUAACAUUGGAUACAAGAAAGGUAUGGCAGG